CUAAAAAGUAAAUACGACAGCUCGCUAUGCUUUUCACGAUGAUAAUGACAGUGGUGAUCACGAUGAUGAUGAUAAUGGCGAUAAUGAUGAUGAGCGCGUCGGCAGAAAACAACGACGUCGGCAGAGGGCACCCGCUAGUGGAGAUCGGUCUUAUGCAUUUGCAUUCAUUAUGUUUGGCACCGUCGACGCGACCACAACGUAACUCCCAGAUCGGUUCCGAGCAUCGCGUUGUCUAUAGAUAUAGAUAUAGAAAUAGUUAUAGUAUAACCGUAUAACCACUUACCAGUUACCAGAUUGCUUUGGCAACCGUCGUCACGUGAUCGUGUCGCGAUCGCUCAUUCUGCUCAUUCUGCUCGUCAUUCAUCUGUCGCCUCGUCUUGUGCAAUUUGGCUGUCGAAUGUGGAAGAAGAAUGUCUUGCAUCUGGAUUUGUGUACCGAGCUCUUAACGUUUGUCUGCCGCCGUACGGUGAUCUAGUGCCUUUUCAAUCGAUCAGCUUAACCUUUUUGAGUUCGCCGAUCAGGAAAUUGUUGAAAUUCCAUCAUCAUCAUCACAAAAUAGUGGAAAAUGUCUAGCCCAUGUGUGUUCCUGCUGAUGGGCUUACUAUGUCUCUGCCUGGGUCCAUUCAUAACUGCCCAAGGCUCGGAAUUGGCAGAGCGCAACCACAAGAAACGCCAAAUCUAUCGGGAACAAGUAUUGCCACAUGCGGGUGGUAAGAUACCCGACACCGCCUUUGAGACGGACCGAUUGUUUCUGAAUCGCCUGCAGAAGGAGGGCAUCGCAGUGCCAGAUGGCAUAUUGCCCGAGCAGCGGAAUCCUCAGGUGUAUCAGUACUACAGCAAACCCAUGCGCACCGUCUUCCACAUUGCCCUCAGCUCGGAUGGGAGGUAUACGCCGCGGGAGGGACGAUACCACUACCGCCAGGUGCCCACGGUGGAGACCACGUACCUGUAUCCGCAGGCGGUGGGACGUCAGCACGUGGUGGUGCCGCCAAAGCACGCCUUGCCCGUCUACCGGCAGCUCCAGUUGCACAAUCCGCUGCUCAACCAGGUCAAGUUGCAGCCAAAGAAGAUGCCCAAUUUUCUGGAACUGGCGCCCACAGUUGGCAAGAGUCAGUCGCAUCCACUGGCCGGAUCGGCCAAGGCGCAGUCUUAUCAGAAUGUGAAUCUCCUGCAUGGUCACAGUCCGGUGCUGCCCGCUUUCAAGAAAACCUCCAGGGGCAGCAAGACCUAUGUGGACAGCUAUGGCACCACCCAUCUCCAUGCUCAAGUGGCUGCCGCUGGGAAAACUGCAGUUCAGUGUGUUUUUCAAACCCAACUCGAGCGGUCGUCUCUGCAACUCCAAAAUCUGCAAGCUACCAACUUCAAAGUAGGCGGAAAAGAUACAUAUACACUAAAAGAAAUGAUGCCAAAGCUGGGCUGUUUCUCCUUUUGGCUAAUGGUCGUGAUCGGAGCAGCGGUGGCCAUCGAAGUUCAGAAAUUCGGCUAUCUAUUCAAUCCACCGCAACCGGAACACCACCCGCAGCAUCACGAGGAGAAGCAAGACCUGAACAAGAUACCCGGAGUUCCGGGCGUGGACUAUCCGGUGUACCAUGAGGUGCCGCACACCCACUUCAGUUGCCACAAUGUGCCGGCCACUCCGGGAAUGUACGCCAAUGUGGAGACGGGCUGCCAGGCGUACCACGUGUGCCACGAUGGACGCGAAGGUGACCAGGGUGCCAAGUUCCUCUGCACCAACGGCACCAUCUUCAAUCAGAAGGAAUUCGCCUGCGAUUGGUGGUACAAUGUCAAAUGCGAGGAGGCCACCAACUUUUACCACUUGAAUGCCGAUCCGGAGCACAAUCCCUACUUUCCCAAAAAGAAGCCUGAGCUGGAACCCUAUGCUAAUGAUAUUCAUGAUGCUAGCAAGUUUUUGAUACAAGCCUAAAGAUAUUUUUAUUCUCAUUUUGUUGUUGUUGUUCCACAUCUUGUAAAUAAAAAACAUCAUAAAUUAUCUUUCAGCAGUUGAAUACUGAGAUUCAAACAAUAACCGUUUCUUAGGAAUAAGAAUUAGUUGCAUACUUUCUGGCGGCACGUAUACUUGUCGGAAUUAUGUAUUAUAAAUAUUAUAUUAUUAUAAUCUGCAUCGUAUCUUUGUUUUUUUUUUUUUUGAUAAUCGUACCACAUCCUUAAUUU
This is a messenger RNA of Drosophila yakuba, 2172 nucleotides long. RefSeq lists its product as uncharacterized. The transcript is spliced from 7 exons. Gene Ontology annotation, molecular function: chitin binding. Lineage: Eukaryota; Metazoa; Arthropoda; Insecta; Diptera; Drosophilidae. The coding region runs from base 566 to 1924 and encodes 452 amino acids. The record is from RefSeq and is a predicted model, not a curated record. Gene Ontology annotation, cellular component: extracellular region.